Molecule: messenger RNA, 900 nt
Organism: Nanorana parkeri
Lineage: Eukaryota; Metazoa; Chordata; Amphibia; Anura; Dicroglossidae
Product: N-acetyllactosaminide beta-1,3-N-acetylglucosaminyltransferase 4-like
Exons: 2
Coding region: 1-900 (299 amino acids)
Cellular component (GO): membrane
Molecular function (GO): protein N-acetylglucosaminyltransferase activity
Source: RefSeq, a predicted model, not a curated record
AUGAGGCAAUCAGUGACCCUAAAACAUGGCACUUACAGUUAUCACCUCAACUUAACCAGCUUUGAGGCGGAGUUCCCCCAGCUACAGAAUUACAACUGCACGCUCAUCCAGAAGCCACAGCCAGAGGAACCAGGAGCGGCCAACCAAAAACUGCUGAUCCUGGCGGUGAAAUCCAACCCUGGCGUAAGCAGAAGGAGGGCCGCACUGCGAGAGACGUGGGCUAAAAAGAGGGAUAUAAAAGGAUACAGAAUUAGGCCGCUCUUCUUGAUGGGAAAGACGGACGUGAAGGGACAAAUGGAGCUGGCCAAGCUUGAGAGCCGAGUGUAUGGUGACAUUCUACAAUGGGACAUGACGGAGGGACACCACAACCUGUCCCUGAAGGAACGCUGUUUCCUGGAGUGGCUGUAUCUAAAUUCACCACAAGUUUAUUUUAUAUUCAAAGGUGAUGAAGACGAGUUUGUGAACCCGGAGGCGCUCAUACAAUAUAUCACAGAACACGGAUCCCCGGAUACAGUUCACGGCUAUCACUGGCACAGGCCUCCCGUCAUGCGCAACACCAAAUACAGCAUCACAAAGACACUGUACCCCCAGACACAUUAUCCGGGCUUUGUAUCCGGCGGCGGUUUCCUGUUCCCAGGGGCCUCUGUGAAAAGCCUGUACGCAGCCUCACAGCUCCUCCCUGUUUUCCCAUUGGACGAUGUAUAUUUUGGGUUCCUUGUCCUGGCAGCCAAUCUGACCUACCAUCACGACGCGCGCUUUUACGUGAAAGGAUUAAAGUACGACGUGUGUAAGUACAAGGAGGCUCUGGUGGUCCACGGUAUUGAUUCGGAGAUCAUGGUGCGGAUGUGGCGGGAGGUGGAGAACAGCGAGUGCAAGAAGGACCAAACAACGCCAAGCUGA